Homarus americanus (American lobster) is the source of this 396-nucleotide messenger RNA. RefSeq names its product foot protein 1 variant 1-like. The record is from RefSeq and is a predicted model, not a curated record. The coding region runs from base 1 to 396 and encodes 131 amino acids. Lineage: Eukaryota; Metazoa; Arthropoda; Malacostraca; Decapoda; Nephropidae. The transcript has a single exon.
AUGGGUCUCCCUAGCCCAGUCUUGGCACUCAUGGGUCACCCUAGCCCAGUCUUGGCACUCAUGGGUCACCCUAGCCCAGUCUUGGCACUCAUUCGCCCUAGCCCAGUCUUGGUACACAUGGGUCACCCUAGCCCAGCCUUGGUACUCAUGGGUCACCCUAGCCCAGCCUUGGCACUCAUGGGUCACCCUAGCUCAGUCUUGCACUCAUGGAUCACCCUAGCCCAGCCUUGGUACUCAUGGGUCACCCUAGCCCAGCCUUGGUACUCAUGGGUCACCCUAGCCCAGCCUUGGCACUCAUGGGUCACCCUAGCCCAGCCUUGGCACUCAUGGCUCCUAGCCCAGCCUUGGCACUCAUGGGUCACCCUAGCCCAGCCUGGCACUCAUGGGUCACCCUAG